GUAGUUUCGCAUUUGCAUCGCCUGAAAGUGGUUCCGGAUGGUAGUGAAAAUUUCGUAAAAAAUUACAGUUUAUUCCACUUUUUCCGUGAAAAGUGCAGCAAAUUAUUGUUCACUCCCCCCGGGGGAAUAGUACAGUGCAUUCAUUGUACGGAAAUAGCAGCUGAAAUCGUGUGAAAAAUUGAAGUGAAAAAGUUGCUGAGCAGCAGCGAAGAGGAGAAAAGGCAGAGCGCAUCGAAAUUUGCCGUGCCGAGAAAAGAAAGGAGGGCCGAAAUACGAAAAGAAGGAAAAAGAACUUGAACAACUAUGGAUAGUCCAUGCGAGUCGGAAAGUUCUCUCGAUGGCGGAGCGAUGCUGCCACCCAGUCCGGUGUCGCGGGAGCAGCUACAGAAACGCAUCGAAAGUUUGACUCAACAGAACAAGGUGUUGAAAGUCGAAUUGGAUACGUACAAAAUCCGCGUGAAAGUCAUCCAGGAAGAGAACCGUGCAUUGCGACAGGCUUCAGUCAUAAUCCAAGCGAAAGCCGAACAGGAGGAAGAGUACAUUUCAAACACAUUGUUGAAAAAGAUUCAAGCGCUGAAGAAAGAAAAGGAAACCCUAGCUCAUCAUUACGAACGAGAAGAGGAAUGUCUUACGAACGAUUUAUCUCGCAAGCUGGAUCAGCUCCGGCAGGAAAAGUGCAAACUGGAGCUCACUCUUGAACAGGAACAGGAGUGUCUGGUGAAUAAGUUGAUGCGAAAGAUCGAAAAGCUCGAGGCGGAGACAUCCGCCAAGCAGAACCACUUGGAGCAGCUGCGUCGGGAGAUGGUGGAACUGGAGAACACUCUUGAACAAGAACAGGAAGCACUCGUCAACAAGCUCUGGAAGCGAAUGGAUAAACUGGAAGCAGAAAAGCGUUCAUUGCAGAUCAAAUUGGAUCAGCCUGUGUCGGAUCCGACCAGCCCGAAAGAAAUCAACCAUCGUAACGAAAAUGGAAACGAUAAGGCCUCGCAGCUCACGGCGCACAUCCAGAAUCUCCGCUCGGAGGUCGAUCAGCUGCGCACCAAUUUGGCUGCGGCAGCGAAGGAAAACCAAGAGAAAUCUCAGCACUUUGCUCAAGAGGAGAAAUGCAUUCGCGACGAAAACAAGCGACUACAACGGAAGCUACAGCAGGAAGUGGAACGCCGUGAAGCUCUCUCUCGUCAUCUAUCCGAAUCGGAAUCGUCCCUAGAGUUCGAAGAGGAGCGAUUGUUCAACGAGAACGUGUCUGCAUUCGCAUCGGGUAGCAACAGUAAUCGACCGAUCAGCCCAGGAGGACUGACCCGCUGUCAUGCAUGUGGGCAGCUAGUUAGCCGUCGAGCCAGUGAACGAUUUAUCAAACCAGCGAUUCCAAUGGGUUUGAACACAUCGGCACCAAAUGUGCUUCAUCACAACAGCGUUGGACCGGGUUCGUGUCAACCAGGUGCUAGCAGUGGUCAUUUCCCAGUGAUUUCUGCUGGUACCGGCGGCGGUAUCAGUUCACUCAACAGCAGCAUGUCUUCGUCCUCAACACAUAACACUAGCAGCAACAUUUCCUUCAGUGGAAAUUCGUCCUUCGUACAACCGGCCAGUCCAAUGGAUACCUCCAUGUGUAAGGACUAAAUAUGGCGUCUCGUACGUACAUACAUUACACAUACAAUGCAUAUACGCUGAUACCAGAUGAAAACGAGAUGAAUCAUCUCCAGUGCGACCCACAUGCUCGCAAUAAUUAUAAAACGAAUAUUCACAGUCAACAAUUUACCGGAAAAUGUGCGGAAUGCUCCAAUUGUUACUGGUUUAUCAUUUUUUUUCAAGUAUCCUAUUAUUUACCGAUUAGUCAUCUAUAACAUACAUACAACCUUGCGGAUCCAUAUUAUGUUCAGUGAGUGUCCGCAUCAAAGACGAUUACGAAGGUGUUUUAACGGUGGAAGGCAGUUGGUAUAAUGUUGAUGAAAGAGCAACAAAACUGAGUCAGUUUCUAUUCUUCAUCGAGUGAGAAAUUUGCAGGUCAAUUCAGACGGCGAAGCUUAGAUUUGAAUAGUGCUUGCACCAUGAGACUUAAAUAUCUACACAUUCGAGAUUGGAUUAUGUUAGGAUUUAUGCGAUUUUUUGCUUGGCUUUUUUAAAAAUAAAACAUUGGUUUGAAGUUUAUUUUGGUUUUAUUUUGUUAUAAAAAAACGGUGCUAAAUUUAAUCUGAAUCUAGAAUGAGUAGCAUUAGAUUGGAUGCCGCAAAUGAUGUUUAAAACAGGAUCGUGACAUUUACUAAAUUAACGAAAUGCGUUAACAAAUGGUAUACAAUCUAAUAGCCCUCCUCACCGGCAUCGCGGAAUCGUUUAUUUUUUACUAUUAUAUUGUCGUACUAAACAUAACCAAACAUGAAAUUACAGCUGAACUAUUACUACUAAUAGAAGAAUUUUAAAAUGUUGCUAGUUAUUGUAACAGAGGUUGGGCACAGUAAAAAAAUAUUAUCUGUGUAUGCGUUUGAAGCAAAAUAGCGAAGGGUUCUGCAUAGUAGAUGUAUAGGACAUAUUGAUGGGAAAAGCAAAACGGAAUCUAACAGCAGUUUGAAACAGGAAACUAGAUCGCAACAGGAAAGUACUUAUUGAACACUCAUAGAACACACAGCACGAAAAGUACAUGAUUUUUGUUUUACAAUAAGUCUAAAACUCGAAAGAGAAAACUCGCAUUCGCUUACGCAAUAUUGAAAGCCGUAGAAUAAACGAGACAUGGAAAAUAGAUAAACAGAUUGCAACAGAAAAAAAAAACGCAGAAGGCACACAACCAAGUAAACAUAAACAAACAGUACACUAACGAGUGAUGAAAACACACAUAAAACAGUCAGUGGACAUGCAAAUACGAGCGGAUUUCAACAGAGUCCUAUUAGAGGAGAUCGCAAAUGCAGACCUAGGAUUUAUAUUGUAGUCAAAUAGAUAGCAUACUAUUUGUUGGAAAAAAGGAAACCGAUACGCAAACUCUUCUCUCUUUCAUCAUGCGUUCAUGAGUUGUAUGUUCAGCCAUUUACAAACACAAAAUACACAGACAUCCGCGAACACAACACUUGUGCAGAAUUUAAUUCCUAAGUGGUAUAAGUAAAGAUUAGAUAGUAGAUUAUGGUGAUUAACGUUUAAUGCAAAACUAUUGAACGUAGCGUACCGUUUCAAAACAAAAAACACGAAUGUAACACAGCAGCAACUGCGAUUAAGAGAUAGAAAGUGCUGAAGAAUGUAAAUUUUUAUACGUUUUUUUUUUCAAAACCUACGUUUAUCCAAGUUUUGCCUCAAUUAGCCAAUAAAGGUGUUGAUGUCGUAAUUCAAACCCGUUACUACCAACCUCUUCCUGAGUUGAAAUGUGAUUUUUUAGCGCCAUACGUUCGCCUUUCCAAACUACCGAUAUGUUAUACUGUGUGAAUAUUGAGGUUAUGUAUUUUUAUGCCACUGGAAAAUGAUUUUACUGGUCGAACUUCUAAUCGAAUAGAAGGAAGCUUCUUUUAUCAAAAUUCCACAAAAUCGGUAUAUGGUGGACCAUAACCUCAAUGGAAGGAUAUUUCAGUAAAAAAGCACAGCGUUAUAAUAAAUUCCGGUCCGGUCCCUUUUUUUGGAGUCGAUUGAAUUUUUAAAAUGAAGAUUUUUUAUAAGAUGAACUGUAGUUUCACCGAAUAUGGUAGUGUUCUGCUCGCCAGCUUUUGCUCUAUAAAAAUUAUUAUACUAUUAUUAUUAUUAUUAUUAUUAUUAUUAUUUUACUAUACAGGAUCAUUGAUUAAUAAAUUAUCGUAAUAAACGUUA
Ochlerotatus camptorhynchus is the source of this 3777-nucleotide messenger RNA. RefSeq names its product coiled-coil domain-containing protein 6. The transcript has 5 exons. Bases 304 to 1617 code for a protein of 437 amino acids. NCBI's taxonomy places the organism in Eukaryota, Metazoa, Arthropoda, Insecta, Diptera, Culicidae. The record is from RefSeq and is a predicted model, not a curated record.